UACCAGCCCGCAGUCACCGGAGCUGAGCAGAGCCUCUGUCAUUGGCCUCGGCCUUAGCUCACUAAUGCGAGGACAUUCGGUUUGCAUGUGAAAUCAAUAUGGCUGUUUCACAUGGAUCAGCUGUGAGGACAUUGUAUAAACGGAUUCUUCAAUUACACCGACGUCUUCCCUUGGAGAUGAAAGCGCUUGGAGAUGAAUAUGUAAAAGCAGAAUUUAGAAGACACAAGAAUGUUAAUUCUGAAGAAGUUCAAAACUUUAUGAAGGAAUGGCAGGGUUAUGCUGCAAUGUUAUCAGUUCAAACAGAAGGAGUGAAAUCUGAGGAAGAGAUCAAACAGGUUGGUUUGCAUAUAGAUGAAAAACAAUUAGAUGAUAUGAAUGACAUGCAGGUUGGACAGCUGUAUGAACUCUAUCAAGAAACUAAUAAGCCUUCUCAGUUUAUGCAGAAAGAAGAUUCAUAAAAAAGGAAUGAACAUGGAUCUAAAUUCUGUAAAACAGUUCAGACUCUAUUGUUGGACCGUUCAAGUCAUAUUUUCAACCAUGCAGAUAAAAUGAUUGUUUGAAGCGAGGAUAAUAUCAAAUUCAGCUGUGAAGGUGAUAUCUAGGUGGACAUUCUCAGGACACAAUAUACAGAUGACUUGUGCAUUUUUUUUUUCCAAUUUCAAGUUGAUAGCAAUAGCUGUACAAUAUCACAAUUAUUUUGGAAUAUAUCAAGACAUUGAAAUUCACUGAUAUUGGAUUUUGUGAUGACACAAUGUAUCUUUUAGUCUUGUGUAUUUUCAGACCUUAAAUUGUCAUAAUUGAGUGAGAACAAAACCUGGGAAUCCCCAAAUAUCACAGAAGUGUAUCAUCCAUUAAAUUUCUUUUCUCCUUCGAUUGCACGUUUUUGGGUUUUUUUUUAUACAAAUAUACAGGUAUGUAAAAAAUUGUGAACAUUUUAAAUUUUCGAGUAAAAUAAUGUAUGUCAGUUUAUUGUGAGAAUAUCAAAGUGUGCAAUAUCUUGCAGCCCUAAUGUUGUAGUAUUUUUUUUAAUUAAUUGUUCAUAUUUGUGCCAAGGAAGUUAAUCGUCUGUGUCUGAUCUUUUUUAUUAUUGUUGACCUUACCUGGAAGUUGUCAUGCACAAAUAUGAAAUUUCCAAUUUCUCAAAAGUGCUAAACUAACCACUUAUACUUGUUUUUCUCUCAUCUUUAUUAAUAAGGUGAAAAUUCCCUCAACUGUGCAAAAUGCUGUUUUUGUUUGUCUAUUUUCACACUUUUGUGUUCACUCCUUUGUAUCCUGUUUGAUAUCUCAAGAGAGGUAUACAUGUAAACACCAAGGAAAUAUCAUCAUUCAUCACUUUAUAAAGACAGAGAUUAAUUCUUUUGGUAUAUUUAAGUCAGCUAAAACUACUCAGAAAGCAAUUUGAUGUAAAUAAUUGGAGCAAAAUCAAUCAAGCGUAAUGCCUAAAAUUUCAUCAAAAUCAGAUUGAAAAUGAAGUUUUUAUUGUCUCACCUGCAUAGCAGAGUGAGACUAUAGGCGCCGCUUUUCCGACGGCGGCGGCGUCAACACCCAAAUCUUAACCGAAGGUUAAGUUUUUGAAAUGACAGCAUAACUUAGAAAGUAUAUGGACCUAGUUCAUGAAACUUGGCCAUAAGGUUAAGGGCAGUUCCACGGUUACGGAGUGACAUUCAGAAACAACUUUUUUGCAUUCAAACAAAGAUAUCACCCAUAUUUGAAUAAUUAUUUUCAAAGAAAUGGUACCUGACAGUAGUUGCUGAAACCCACUUUUCAAAAUAAUAACAUUAACAUUUGUUAUUUUGAUCCAAUGAAUUAAUGAGAUAUGAAUAUUCAUAAACAUGGUUACAGAGUGACGCAAAAUGGACAUGCAUAUUUGAGGAGAAAACAUAUUGCUCAAAAUCUGUGAAUUUUCAAUUGCUAUCAUAAUUUUGAUUAAUUGAUUGGAUUCUAUGUUCUAGCUUUAAUAUGCUGCAUUACAUUAAAGAAUCUGUGUAUUAUUUCAUUAAUUACGACUUAAAACGUAAACCCAUACCCGGUUACGGAGUGACAUCAGAAAUAUCCACUCACGGGCAACGUAAAAUGAACUUAUAUUAUAUGAUGUAAAAUGAUGACCUUCAGAUUAUCCAAAAGAAAAUUUUACAAAACAAGCAAUAGUUUUCUGUUAAAUUGAAAUUAAGUAAAAAACAAUAUAUGUAGUCCCAUGUAUAGAAUUUCUUGUAUGGUUUGGAUUCUCCUAUAAGGAGAUGCGUAAGGAAAAAAAAAUGUGGCUAUUUAUGUUUCCCUUUUGUAUUUAUGAAAUUCCAUAUGAGUUGAUAGAAAAAUUUGAUCCAGAUUUGAAAUAGAGCCAAUAUAAAUUUUUUUUUAAUGUCCGCUUUUGCAUGGAACUGCCCUUAAUCAAGUAUUACGUCACAUGACCAAGGUCAUAGGUCAUUUAGGGUCAAUGAACUUUAGCCAAAUUGGGGGUAUCUGUUGAAUUACCAUGAUCAACAUCAUAAGGCUAAUCAAGUAUUACUGAAUAUCCUGCACGAGUUUCACGUCACAUGACCAAGGUCAUAGGUCAUUUAGGGUCAAUGAACUUUAGCCAAAUUGGGGGUAUCUGUUGAAUUACCAUAACUUUGAAAGUUUCAGGUCACAUGAUUAAGGUCAAAGGUCAUUUAGGGUCAAUGAACUUUGGCCAAAUUGGGGGUAUUUGUUGAAUUACCAUCAUAACUUUGAAAGUAUAUUGGUCCAGUUCAUAAAACUUGGACAUAAGGGUAAUCAAGUAACACUGAACAUCCUGUGCGAGUUUCAAGUCACAUGACCAAGGUCAAAGGUCAAUGAACUUUGCCAUAAUGGGGGUAUCUGUUAAAUUACCAUCAUAACUUUGAAAGUUUAUGGAUCUGACUAACUUGGACAUAAGGGUAAUCAAGUAUCACUGAACAUCCUGUGCGAGUUUCAGGUCACAUGAUCAAGGUCAAAGGUCAUGUAGGGUCAAUGAGCUUUGGCCAUGUUGGGGGUAUUUGUUGAAUUACCAUCAUUUAUCGAAGUGUUUUGGUCUAGUUCAUAAAACUUGGACAUAAGAGUAACCAAGUAUCACUGAAUUUCUCAUGCGAGUUUCGGGUCACAUGACCAAAGUUUAAGGUCAUUGAACUUUGGCCAUUUUAGAGGUAAUUAUUAGAUUGAUGUCUUAACUUUCAAAGUUUAUAGAUAUAGUGUAUAAAAUGUGGAUAUAGGGGUAAUAAAGUAUCACUGACAAGUUUUAGGUCACAUGAUCAAUGUCAAUGAACGUAGUACUGUAUCAUUAUAUGAAUGAUGUUUUUUGUGAAUAAUUAUUUUAUAGUAGUUUUCAAAGUCAGCACUGCUGCUAUAUUGAAUCGCAUGAUGCAGGUGAGACCGCCAGAGGUAUUCCACUUGUUAUGUAUUUAUAAAUUUUUAUUAGUUUCCCCAUAACUUUUAAUGAAAAUUUUUGUGGUUUGUAAAUUAGAGUCACUGAUGUCACAAUUUAAAUUAGUUACUUCACCUUGUAAAUAUAUUAAUCACCUUCAUUUAAUAUAUGUUAUGAUUCUUUAUUAUUAAAUCUACCAAUAAAAUAUUGAAAUGAUAUUAAUUGUAAUUUUAUUUCAUACAAAAGGAAUAGUGAGUGUGACAUUGCUUCUCUUAUUUGCAUGUCAAUGUACCGUACCUGGUUUUUUUGACUCGCCUGCAUAGCAGAGCAAGACUAUAGGCGCCGCCAACAUCAAAUCUUAAGGACGUUCCACAGUUAAAAUGAAAUCCAUGUCAUUUUCACCAAACUUUGCACAUAGAUACUUUAGAACCUGAAUAUUCGAAAUAUGCAAAAAUUAACAUAGGUCCAUGUGCUUGAUUUUUUGCUAUGGAGCUUCAAAGUUCACCCGAAUGAAUGUUCUUACGGAUUGCGCAUUCAAAAGAAUUUGGCAUUUUUAGACCUCACAAGAUCACUACAAUAAGUUUAAACCUCUAUUACUCAGUCAAAAUACAUGAAAAAGUCAUCAAAAUUUCGCAAGGGAGUUAAUAAGUGUAUCGUUAGAAUGGAGAAUCUAUUUAUAGUGCUAUUUGUUUGCAAUUUUAAGUCUAACAGCACUGUGAGUUCUUAAAAAUGGCGUAAAACAUAACAAAAACCCAAUCUCAAAAAAGUGAAAUUUCAAUAACAAACUACAAAAGUACAAUAAAUGCUGCACUUUAUUCAAAAUCCAUGUCAUUUUCACAAAAAUUUGCAAAGUUGUAGAGGAAGGUAUACCCAAGAGGUGCAAACAUUAAAAAAUAGGGCUUCAUGUGCUUGUUUUCAAACUAUCAGCAUUUUCAUUAGAGCAAAUGUGCUUUUUAAAACACCAAAAAUGCGCCAAAUGCUUUGUAUCUAUGAGAAGAAAAAAUCAAAACCACUCUACCAUUUAUUUAAACUCGGGGUCAUAUUUGUGAUUUUUGGCAGCACUGCAGAGUAAAGUAUUUUAAAAUUGUAGAGAUGUUUUUUUAAAUGGUCCAUGGAAUAAUUAAAGUUUUUUAGCUUCAUAAACUAACGCAUCGGAUCUGCAGUUAGAGUGCAGAUGAUGAGAAAAUUCAGUUCAUACCCACAGCUAAUUAAUCACCUGUUCAUUCAUUGUGACGUCAGCGCGCAGAGUGUAAAAUAUGCGCAGAUCAUAAUGCGCACAAACAUAACUGUGGAACGUCCUUAACCUAAGGUUAAGUUUCUGAAAUGACAUCAUAACUUAGAAAGUAUAUGGACCUAGUUCAUGAAACUUGGACAUAAGGUUAAUCCAGUAUUACUGAACAUCCUGCCUUAGUUUCAGGUCACAUGACCGAUGUCAAAGGUCAUUUCGGGUCAAUGAACUUAGACCAUGUUGGGAAAAUUAUUUUCAAAAUCUUAACGGAAGGUUAAGUUUUUGAAAUGACAUAACUUAGAAAGUAUAUGGACCUAGUUCAUGAAACUUGGGCAUAAGGUUAAUCAAGUAUUAGUGAACAUCCUCCUCGAGUUUCAGGUCACGUGACCAAGGUUAUUUAGGGUCAAUGAACUUUGGUCAAGUUGGGGGUAUAUGUUGAAUUACUAUCAUAACUUUGAAAAUCUAAGCAUCUAGUCCAUGAAACUUGGACAUAAGGUUAAUCAAGUAUUAGUGAACAUCCUGUCUGAGUUUCAGGUCACAUGACCAAGGUCAAAGGUCAUUUAGGGUCAAUGAACUUUGGCCAAGUUGGGAGUAUUUGUUGAAUUACCAUCAUAACUUUGAAAAUGUAUGGAUCUAGUUCACGAAACUUGGACAUUAGGUUAAUCAAGUACCACUGAAUAUCCUGUGCGAGUUUCAGGUCACAUGACCAUGGGCUGUGUUGGGGGUAUUUGUUAAAUUACUAUCCUAACUCUGAAAGUUUAUGGAUCUAGUUCAUAAAACUUGGACAUAAGAGUAAUCAAGUAUCACUGAACAUCCUGUACGAGUUUCAGGUCACAUGUCCAAGGUCAAAGUUCAUUAAAGGUCAAUGAACUUUGGCCGUGUUGGGGGUAUUUGUUGAAUUACCAUCCUGACUCUGAAAGUUUAUGGAUCUAGUACAUAAAACUUGGACAUAAGAGUAAUCAAGCAUCACUGAACAUCCCCUGUGAGUUUCAGGUCACAAAACCAAGUCAAAUGUCAGUUAAGGUCAAUAAACUUAGGCCAUGUUGGGGUAAUUGUUGAAUUGCCAUCAUAACUUUGAAAGUUUAUGGAUAUAGUGAAUGAAAUGUGGACAUGGGUGUAGUUGACAGUGUUAAGUCUCCGUUCAAAUGUCAUUUAUGGUCAAUGAACGUGGUAUUAUGUCAUUAUAUGAAUGGUGUUUUGUGAAUAAUUAUUUUAUAGUAGUUUUCAAAGUUAGCCCUGCUGCUAUAUUAAAUUGUGUAAUGCAGGCAAGACUGCCAGAGGCGUUCCACUUGUUUUUUAAUAAAGUCACAAGUGUAACAUUUAUCAUAUUGAUUUUGAUAUUUUUGGUGUUGUUACUUUUGUACGAUGUUUGAUCCUUUGUUUAAUCAAUUAUCUUAUUAUGUUGAA
Molecule: messenger RNA, 5993 nt
Organism: Lytechinus pictus (painted urchin)
Lineage: Eukaryota; Metazoa; Echinodermata; Echinoidea; Temnopleuroida; Toxopneustidae
Product: succinate dehydrogenase assembly factor 3, mitochondrial-like
Exons: 3
Coding region: 99-458 (119 amino acids)
Biological process (GO): succinate metabolic process; mitochondrial respiratory chain complex II assembly
Cellular component (GO): mitochondrial intermembrane space; mitochondrion
Source: RefSeq, a predicted model, not a curated record